GGCCUACCUCUUGUACUUUCGGUUUCAUUGCGCUGCGAUUGCAGCAGGUUGUGUUCGCGAGCAAAAUGGCUUCCAAUCUUCAUCAGCUACAAGAUAUAUUUCGCCUUCCAGUUGAAUUACCGGAUGGUGAACUGCUGCGAGAUACACCCGAAAAUAAAACCAACAUCUGUAUUGUAGCUGUCAUUGGCAAGGGCAGGCUGAAUCCUUUCUCCAGCAAGGCCACACCUCUAAACCCUUUGAUUGACAGGGAUGUAUUUCAUGGAACUGAAGGCUAUCUGAAAGAAAAGAUCAUUGAGGGCUCAGUGGAAUGCUUCUACGACGCUGACAGCAAAGUUAUGUAUGCCCACCUAGUCUCUCACUACGACGUCAGCGUCCUGGUGCAGCAGUGUCAGCAGCUUGACCACGUGGACAACUCUAAGAAUCUGUACACAGUUCUACAAGAGGAAGAGCUUAGACACGCCCAGCAUCUUCUGAUGUUGUUCAGCUUGUCACACAUUGUUUUGCUCUGCCAUCCGGGAGGUGCAUUUGACCUGGCAUAUCUGAAGUUGUUUCACACCAUAGACUCGAUCAGACUGAAACUGCAGGGCAGCCUGUACGAAGUCCUCUCCUCCGUCCCCGGUGUGAGCAAGGAUUGGUCAGAGUUUGGCCGCGUCUGCACCCCGCGUGUGCUGUUCCUGUUCGAGACACCGUCCAUCGACGUACAGCCCGAGGACGGAGACGCUGGCUCGAGCAAGUCGAACAAGAAAUACCCCCCAAUGAAGAAGCUGCAGAUGUAUAUGGAGGACGUCAUCUACAGAAUCCUCCGCAGGGCAAGGGCAAUCACCAACGUCUCGAACAACUCUCUGUUCUCUGUCCCGGCCAACAUGGAGUUUGUCUACAUUCUCUGCAAGCGCUCGGAGGUGUCCGACCCUGUGGACUUUCAGACGCAGCAGCUGAAGCAGCGAUGUUUCCCCUCAAAUGAAGAAAACGCCCCGGUCAGCCAGAAGCCUAGACCGUACAGUGCCAGUCGCCGUAAGCUGAGUGCAGGAAUCCCCAACCCCUUGCCCCUGUCGGCCCCGUCCAGCCUAGUGGCUCCCUCGUCCCACGCCACAGCGCAGGGCAAGCUCCAGCAGACGUCGAAGCUGUCAGCCACCGGGCUGCGAUGGAGUCAGGAGCAAGGGUUGAAGGAGUUUCUAUGGCAACACAUCGAGAUGGUCUUCUCCAAAAGCAUCAACGACAAUGUGGGCCGGCAUGGAGUGGAACCUGUGUUUGUGCUUCCCACCUUGAGCACCUGGCUUCUGGCUGCCAACGCCAUGCAGAAAUAUUUCUUUGGGCCGGAUCAGUCGACAGACGUUCACUCCGUCGUGAGUUCCCUCACCAGUAUGUUGGACAUCAGUCUCAGGUUUUCGGAAGCUCGCUGCAAAAAGGUGAUGCCGCUAGCCGAAGGUGCAUACCAGCAGGACUUGCCUCCCUUCUACAUCACAGCCUAUCACCUCAACAAGCUGAGCAAGGCGAAGAGAGUGUUCAGCCAGUAUGCCCGCGGGCCAGCCACCGAGGGCCACCUCAAGGAACUGGAAAAGUUGUGCACGGACUACUGGAAGGCCGGGCGGCAGCAGUGUGAGGUGCUCUCUCUCACCGGCAAUCUCUGCAACUCCAAGGUUCACCGGUUACCGUUAGAAGAUCUGGAGACGAGUGGAGAGCUACAGCUGUCGGUGUCGGAGCACGUGAGUCAGCUCAAGACUAAGGCGGCUUGCAACUGUGGCCGUAUGCAGAUGGAGAAAGACGACCCCUUCACUCACAAGUUUGCCAACUACGACUUCUAUCAGCUACUUGAGGCAAAGUGCUGCGGUUGCCUCGAGCACAUCCCACUUCCUGUUUUCAUGCCGACCACGCCCGACGCUCGCGCAGCAACGGUCUCAGUGACACCUUCCAGUUUCUCCCCCGGCAGCCAGGAGCAACAGCAACAACAACAACAGACUGUCGACAGUGGAGGGAAAGACGGAGGAGAGAAGGGAGAUGUUUUCUCCACCCUCUCUGAGCUGAGUCUAGCUCUAAGUCUAGGUCAGACUGGGGCUGGAGAACUGGAUCAGAAGGUGAACCUACUUGACGGAGACAGGGAAGUAACUCAGCCCGCCCAGCAGGAGAGGGAGAGCACUCUGUCCCCGCACACGGCAGAGAGAGCGGCUCUCGCUAGCACCGCUGAAGUGAAACCUGCUCCGGUCCGCCAACAUUCCACCACUGAGUACCUCCCAUACAUGAUGCACAGCAAGGCGCCGCAUGGCCUUCUCCCCACGUUCCCCUCUUUCUCCUUAUGCCGGCUAGGAGCUGCCAGCUUUUAUUCUCACAUGAUUGGCCUAGAGCUGCCAGGCUUCUUGCCAGGAGGCAACUUCCUGUUACCCUGGGACAUCGCAGUGAAGAACGAGCAGGAGAAAUGGCCGACCGUCUCCGAGACUUUUGCUGGCGGGAAGAAACGCAUGCAGCGGAAGCCUGUCAAAGCCCCGAGCGAGGGCGGCGACACGAUGAGCACGGUGCGGGUGUACCUGGGCAUGGAGUACGAGUGUCCCCGCGGCCAUCGCUUCUUCUGCAGCGGGCCCGACAAGGUCAUCAAGGUCUCCACUAACAGCAUUGUCAAGGACAACGCAAGUCGUCUGGUUCAUGUUGACAUGCCACUCUACACCCUGUGCCAGUGCAAGCAACCGAAGGGCUGCAUGUCACAGAUGAUGAGGGUCUACGUGGUCACCCCACGAGACAUUCCCAGCUGUCCGUCUGUUCGGGUCCUGAUCCAGCCCUCCGUCCAACCCCAGCCUCACCCAUGCCCAGAGUUCCACCCAGGCCUGGACUCUCCCAUAGAGCUCCCGCACGAUGGUGUCUGGGUUCUCAGGCUCCCUCACAUGUACCAAGACGAGAACUGUGUGUACCUGAUGCCCAACGACCCCCAGCAGCUGCACGCCUGCCACGUGCCCAAGGGAAUGUUUGACUACAGGAUCUUGUGAGAAAUCUGUCAAGUUCAAGGACUCACGAAGCAGUCAUUCGUCCCAUUUUCCACAGAGUGGAGCCACAACGGGGAAGUGAACCGGCAUCUGUGGUGUUGCAGUUGGGCACCUUGCUGUCGCAUCAUGCAGAAGACCUGAGUUUGAUUCGCGAGUGGGGAGAAAAUUUUUAUGGAGCAUCUCAGGUCUUUCUGCUGGGA
Messenger RNA from Aplysia californica (California sea hare), 3169 nucleotides. Its product is annotated as protein smg8. The record is from RefSeq and is a predicted model, not a curated record. Lineage: Eukaryota; Metazoa; Mollusca; Gastropoda; Aplysiida; Aplysiidae. The transcript is spliced from 23 exons. Bases 66 to 2972 code for a protein of 968 amino acids. Gene Ontology annotation, biological process: nuclear-transcribed mRNA catabolic process, nonsense-mediated decay.